Adineta steineri is the source of this 924-nucleotide messenger RNA. Lineage: Eukaryota; Metazoa; Rotifera; Eurotatoria; Adinetida; Adinetidae. The record is from the annotation of a GenBank genome assembly.
AUGUUUGAUUUUCACCAUUUCCUAGGACCAAAAUUCGGCAAAUGGAAACGAAAUGCCAUCACUGUGGCUGGUGGAAAUGGAAAAGGACAAGAAUUAAAUCAACUCAGCAGCCCUUCUGGAAUCUUCAUCGAUAAAAACAAAAAAAAUUUCAUUGCUGAUUCUUUUAAUCAUCGUAUUGUUGAAUGGAAACAUAAUGCAGAAGAAGGAGAUAUCAUUGCAGGUGGAAAUGGAGAAGGAAAUCGAAUGGAUCAAUUGAAUAGGCCAACAGAUGUGAUUGUUGAUCAGCAAAAUCAUUUAAUCAUCAUUACUGAUUAUGGAAAUAGACGAGUGAUCCAAUGGUUGAACCAAACGCAACAAAUUCUCAUCCACGGUAUUGAUUGUUAUGGCUUGGCAAUAGAUAAACAUGGAUUUCUUUAUAUAUCUGAUUAUAUGAAGAAUGAAGUGAGACGGUGGAAAAUGGGAGAAUACAACAACAAAGGAAUUGUAGUGGCAGGUGGAAAUGGACAAGGAAAGAAACUCAAUCAACUUAAUGAACCUCAUUUUAUCUUUGUUAAUGAAGAUCAAUCUGUUUAUGUAUCAGAUGGAAACAAUAAUCGUGUGAUGAAAUGGAGAAAAAAUGCAAAAGAAGGAACAGUUGUGGCUGGAGGAAAUGGUUUUGGAGGAAAUCUCAAUCAACUGUUUUAUCCUGAAGGAGUAAUUGUUGAUGAUUUGGGUCAAAUCUAUGUGGCAGAUUGUUGGAAUGAUCGAAUAAUGCGUUGGUGUGAAGGAAAAGAAGGAGGUGAGAUUGUUGUUGGUGGAAAUGGUAAACGAAAUGAACCAAAUCAAUUGAGUGAACCCACUGAUUUAUCUUUUGAUGAUGAAGGCAAUCUUUAUGUUGCUGAUUUCAAAAAUAAUCGAAUUGAAAAAUUUGAACUAAUUUUGUAA